AUGGCUUGGAACACUCAACGGAAUCAGCCCAAUAACGAGUUCUACAGUCCGUUCAGCGCACAAUACAUCAGCGACAUCUUUCAUGGACAGCACACGCUUUUGAUUGGCGAUUCACUCAUGCGUGGACUUUACAAGGAUUUAAUAAGAAUCAUCGAUACGGGACGUUUGCAGCUUACUGAGCCGCACGUUUUGAAGACAAAGAGUGAAAUCUCGUGCUUCAACGAUAGACAGAUUGAUAUGGAUAAAUUCAAAGGCGAGAGAGUUUUCGUACAGGCGCGGGAAUAUCACACCGAAAAUCAUUUAAUUCAAUAUCACUUCACUACUCGGUGCUUCAAAGAAGAUCUUGAUUGUGCGAUUGCUCAGAUGGUUCGUGAUAAAAAAUACCCGAGAAUGGUCUUCUUCAACAGCUGCCUUUGGGAUCUUACCAGAUAUCACAAACUUGGCUUAGUCAACAAUCAAAACAAACUUGAUGAAACCACGUCACACGUUUUUGUGGUUUUGUUUCCACAAUGCAUUCCGGCUGUCGGAAGAUUCAAUGAGUUCGAGGAAGGUGGAUAUGAUGGGGAUACAAGAAAUAAUAAAGAAGUGAUCAGACUUCUUUACGUGAAAGCGAAUAAACUGGCCGCACAAAUCGCGCGUCUUGAAGGAUUCUCCGUGAUCGACUUGGACUAUCAUUUGUCAGUCCCAAUUUUUGAUCAUCUUCGAAUCUCUGACGGAAUUCAUUGGGACAAUCGUGCUAAUCGCUUUAUGUUACAACUAAUCAUUCUGCAUUUGGUCAAAGAUCUCGAACUUUAUGUACCACGAGUUAUUAUGGAGCGCGUUGAAACCUUAUUCGGCAAAAUCGACACAAGCGACGAUGGUUUUUUGAAGGCUUUCUGGGACGGAGCUAAAAAGUCUAAAUCAGUUCUACAUAUUCCAAAUGCGGAUACUCCAGUUGGCACGACGAAUAGACAAGUCUUUGAUGUGGUCAGGAUGGAAAUUCCAUACUAUGAGUGUCUUCAAGCUGAACUACAAGAAACCGUUUGCGAUUCGCUGAGUGAAGACAAAAAGAAAAAGAUUAAUGACGACAUCACGAAAAUGAGGAUGGCCCUCUUUUUACAACAAGGAGGCAUUUUGGAUGAACGGGAUCACGAAGAAUUCACAAACUGGAUUCGGCAAGGACAAAGUAUCGUGCAAGAUUCAUCAUCAAGCCGACAACCACCUCAACAGUUUAUUCGCUUCCCUCGACAGCCUCGAUUUAAUGGUAAAAAG
Messenger RNA from Mesorhabditis belari, 1251 nucleotides. NCBI's taxonomy places the organism in Eukaryota, Metazoa, Nematoda, Chromadorea, Rhabditida, Rhabditidae. The record is from the annotation of a GenBank genome assembly.